Molecule: messenger RNA, 560 nt
Organism: Dioscorea cayenensis subsp. rotundata (Guinea yam)
Lineage: Eukaryota; Viridiplantae; Streptophyta; Magnoliopsida; Dioscoreales; Dioscoreaceae
Product: RNA-binding protein Raly-like
Exons: 2
Coding region: 22-489 (155 amino acids)
Source: RefSeq, a predicted model, not a curated record
UGUUUCCUACUCCUCCAAAAGAUGAAGAAAGGAAUGCUUGUUAGUUGCCUUCUUCUCCUCCAAAUCAUUAUGUUCAUUUGGUGUUCGUCUAGUGAAAGUACUACUUUGGAUGAUGGUGACCCUCAUGUGAAGCAACUACAAAGCCAAGAACCUCUUCCAGGAUUUAAUUCAAAAAUGGAGACAAACCAAAACAAAACAAAGAUAAGAAGAGAGAAUGUAGAUGAAGAUGAAGUGAUGAAUCUGAUUGGAUGGGUGAACAAGGCAAAAGGAGGUGGCGGUGGUAGCAGCGGUGGUGGUCAUGGAGGCGGCAAAGGUGGAGGUAGGAAUGGUGGUAAAGGGAGCCCUGAAAUCCACCACCAUGCUCCACCUAAGAAAAAUAGUGCCAUUGGCAUAUUGAUGACAAAUCAUUCAUCCCUUUUAUCCUCUAUCUUCAUCAAUAUUAGCGUGUACCUUUGGUCUUCUUCUCUUCUAAGUUUUCCGUUGAGUUAGAUUCAAGAGUUGUUCUCAUUUUUAUUCUUAAAAAUGAGUAUAUGAUUGAAUUAAUCAAUGAAAAACAAUUG